GUUAGACAGAAUUGCCAAGUUUUUAUUUAUAUUAAUCUCAAAUUAGCUACAAGUGAUAAUUUGAAAUUUUACAGAUCUGCUAAUGGUGUAGUUUUGAGUCCGGGAAAUGAAAAUGGUUUUAUUUUGCCAAAAUAUUUCAUAAAAGUUCUGGACAGGAGUUUAAGAAAUUUGAUUUAAAUCAGAAUAAGAAGGCGUUACGAAUAUUUGACCAACUUAGGUUAUAUUGACCAUACAGUAAAUCCUAUCCUUUUCAAUAUGCAGAAAAUCCAAAAAGCAUUGUCAAACGCUAUCGAAAAUUUUAUACCAGAAAUAAGUAACAGUAAACCAUUUGCUUGUAUGGUAUGUAAAAUAACUUUUCAUUCAAGAGCAGCUCUUCAACAGCAUUUGCUUAGCGUCGAACAUACCCAAUUGUUGAAGUUGAAAAAGAUGAAACCACUCAUCAUUGGACAAAUUAGCGGGGUUUUUGUAACAGGGUUUUCCAGUUCAUGCAGAUCCGAUCUUUUACUCUCAUACUUUUCAAGGUUUGGAACUAUAGUUUGGAUUUGCCGUAAGAAUUUUUUGAUGGUGGAAUAUGCUGAACAAAAAUCUGUAGAGAAAAUAUUAAGGUUAACUCAGCAUUUUGUUAAUGGCGAAAAAUUGUUUGUUAAGGAAAGAGAAUCGUCACCCCAAGAUAGAGCAAAUGUACAGCCAACUUUGGAGUCCCAACCGUUUAUGGAGCGUUUAAAAACGACAGACGGUAUAUCGGAGCAAGUUGCAGCGCUAAUUGCUCACGUACAAGGUGAUCAAUCGUAUAACUUUACACCUCCACACGGAGUCAUAUGUAGAGAUCUUUACGAAGUAAUAAGAUAUAGUUAUCCACGUUGCCAACUUCACCCUUUUGGAUCUUCGAUUACAGGGCUCCAUUUUUGGACCAGUGAUGUAGAUGUGUACAUAUCUGGAAUACGACGUGGUAACACAGAUGAAAAGAAGUUGUUGUAUAUUUUAAAGGGCAUUUUAAGUCGUUCUGAUAGAUUUACGAAUCUAUUUGUGAUAGGACAGGCCAAAAUCCCUAUAUUAAAAUGUGUACAUGUACCGACGAAUACUUCUUGUGACAUUAAUGUAAGGAAUAUGCUAGGGGUGUGUAAUAGUCGCUUGAUAAGAUACUAUCAAGAUGUGGACUAUAAAAUCAAAGAGAUGAUGAUAAUCAUUAAGUAUUGGGCUAAAAUCCAUAAACUUACAGGAGCAAACACUUUGUUUACAAAUUAUUCAUUGUGCAUGAUGAUAAUUUUUUUGUUUCAAGGGAAACCGUAUGAACUUCCGUCCGUGGAGUAUUUACAGCAGGAACGUGAGGAUGCUAAUAUACAAGAUGGUUGGAAUGGUGGUUUUAGGAAGGUACCAGUUAUUUCAUCACAUCUGCAUAAUUCAUCAUUACUUGAUUUGCUUGCCAAUUUUUUCUCAUUUUACGCCGAUUUUGACUACGGAACAUACGUUAUUUGCCCGUACCUUGGGCAGCCUUUAAAGAAAACAGAUUUUAGAGAACCAGAUAGUCUGCCAGAUGUAUUUACAGUAUAUAAAAGGGUCGUAAAAAGUAAAGAAAUUACGCCAUUAAAAGUAGAAUCCGUGAUUUGUAUCCAGGAUCCUUUUGAACAAAUAAGAAACGUAACUUCAGCUAUAUCUCUAAAGGUCUUACAGAAUUUUGUCAAUUUGUGUACAUACGGAAAGCAAAUGGUUGAGCAGGAGAAACAAUUCUUGUUUAAACUGUUUUAUUCAGACCCACCUAACUUGGAAAGGGAAGCAGUGGUACAAAAUGACGUUAUUAAAUUUAGUAUUCAAAUGUCCCCACAUUUUAAUUACUUGAGUAAGCAAGUUGACGAAGAUGUCGCCGAUAAAACUGCUGUUAUAAAGGAGGCUUGGUUUAAUUCUGUUAAAGAAUUCAUGAUAACAGUACUUAAAUGUUUUUUACGAAUCUCUGUAGAAGAAAUCAAUCAUUCAGGUGGUAAAGUACGAAAACUUAAUCAUACCAGCGACGUCUCUAACGACGCACAAAUAGCUCAUUUUAGAUGUUCCGCGAAGUUAGCUUAUUGGCCAAAUAGAAAACGUUCUCUCGGUAACAAAGACGUUAAAUCACUCAUCGAACGAGAAAAAGCGAUUACUGCAGAAAUGGACUCGCUUUUUAAGGACAUUACACCUCUAGUGAACAUAUUGGAGUUUGAUCUUUUCCUCGAGAAGCGGAUAGAUCCGGCACAAGUAUUAAUUAACUUGAUCAAAAUAAAUUCAUACAAAAAAACUUUUAAGGGUUUUGGGCAUUUUAUCAGUAAUCAUUUCGGCAAUUGGUUUGAAGAAUAUGAAAGGGAAUUGAAUAGUGCCAGCUAAUAGGUUACAAAAAUAUAUGGGUAUAUUAAAACUAAAACUAUUGUUGUAUGUUCACAUAUUCAACAUCACAAAUUAAUGCCCCCAAUGAUAUUUUAAAGCGAUAUUUUUUGCUGAUCAUCUUUUCUGCCCCCAAAAAAAACACAGAAUCUGCAGACAUAUACUUUUCGAGAAAAACGAAAUUAAUUUUAGAAGUUUCGUCGUUUUUUUCCUUUUGGAAGUCGUCCGUGCGUGCACCCAUGUCGCACUGCAGCCUUUUGGUUUAUUGUGUUUUCUUCCAUUUGUUCUCAUGACACCCAAUCCAAUAUAGUAGUGCCCUUCACUAGCCUGUAAAGUUCUAUUGGGUUAGUGCCAUAUACUUUCGGAAUUGGUCUGCAGUCUCCAUAAUAUAUUGCUUGUCUCUUACGACCCAGAGCCUCACAAUCGCACAAUAUAAGUCUGACUGUCUCGGUUUCUCUAUUUGGAUAGUCUGCAACUGAGAUCUCCAUUGUAUAGUCUUAUCGUGUAUAGGUAUCAUUUCACUGGAAACCUUACUUUACUUAGGAAACCUGUAGUGAUAUUGAGCUGAUUCCUGUUCAUUUUGAGCAGUUCUUUAGCUCCUUUUGCGCAUGUCUGAGGUAUAAAUCUCUUCGCAUUCUUUUGCGUGGGAAUUUCUUCCUUCUUUGUGUUUUCUUCGUAUCCAGUCUCUUAAUCGGUCUCUGACUGUGCUUUUUGGCCCUCUCAGUGCUGGUUCUGGAUCGAAGUAUCUUGUUGCUGAUUCUUAUUCAGUUCGUCAGCUUUCUUAUUGCCAGCGAUCCCGUGAUGCCCAGGAACCCAAAUGAGUUUUACCUUAUUAUGUUCCGUCAGAGUAUCAAGUUCUUCGCGGCAUUCCCUUACAAGCCUUGAGGUCAUCCUUGGGUUCUUUAAAGCCCUCAAGGCCUCUUGGCUGUCUGAACAGCUAUUGAUUCUCUUAUUAGUAUAAUCUAUUUAUCCGUGCACAGUGCAGGAUUGCAUAUACCUCUGCCUGAAAUACAGAGGUAUAUUCUCCUAGUGGGAUGGAACCGAUAAGGUACAAUUCCGACAACGGCAGUUGCAACUGCAGAAGGCAAACGGUUGCAGUUGCAGUUUUGUUGCCGCGGCAGCAUUUACUGUUAUAUUGAUUCCGAGGUCAGCAGCAUCGACUUUAAAUUGGUGCUUGCUGCACUGUCUGAUUGAACUGAAAUAAUGAUGCGGCUGUAGUUUCGUGUUGCAACGAAAUUGAAAAUGGAUAUUCAUUUUUGAUUUACAUGUUUACUCCAAUUGGAGUACGAAGGGAAGCAUUCUCGUUGGAACUUUACCGCGAUGAGCAGAUGGGACGUGAAUUACAAAUUUUAAAAUUCCCUCAUCUUCCUUAGUCUCAGCAUCCGUUAUGGCUUGCAAAUUGUAGAAGCCUCGGAGGUGUUACCAGAGAAGGUUCCCAUUCUUUUCAGUUUGGUAGGAUGUAGAAUAACAUUUUUGGAUGUUGUUUUAUGUGCUAUUAGAUUGAAAACUUAGUUUUUUGAUAGCAGUUGCCGCUAGGGCAUCCCUGCCAUUUCGUUCGUUGCAAACUGUGACUGCAUGCCGGGGUUUGUCCUGGUUGGGUCAGAGAGAGCAGCAUAUGUACCUCCUGAUGAGAGACUAAUAGGUUUCGAAACCGGUAGAGGUGCUUGCUGCACUGUCUGAUUGAACUGAAAUAAUGAUGCGGCUGUAGUUUCGUGUUGCAACGAAAUUGAAAAUGAUAUUCAUUUUUGAUUUACAUGUUUACUCCGAUUGGAGUACGAAGGGAACCAUUCUCGUUGGAACUUUACCGCGCUGAGCAGAUGGGACGUGAAUUAUAAAUUGUAAAAUUCCUUCAUCUUCCUUAGUCUCAGCAUCCGUUAUGGCUUGCAAAUUGUAGAAGCCUCGGAGGUGUUACCAGAGAAGGUUCCCAUUGUUUUCAGUCUGGUAGGAUAUAGAGUAACAUUUUUGGAUGUUGGUUUAUGUGCUAUUAGAUUGAAAACUUUGUUUUUUGUUAACAGAUACAUUUGUCGGGGACCUAGAUGUGGAAGAAGCGUUGUUCUCUACUGCCGGUUUUUCGAAUUUUGCCAGAACUUGAAAGAGCUCCUGUUUUGCUUUUAUUUGAAGCACUUUUGUUGCAAGUUUUCUUAAAACCUGUUCAGUAUGGUUGGCAAAAGAUUUAAAUUAAUCACAACUUUGCGAUGGAUUUUUUAUUACCCAAAGGCGUAAAUUCUCUUGUUCUCUCAUAAAAGGUAGAAUAUCUUUACUAUUUCGACGACGUUUUUUUACUGCCGAGUUGCUGGUCAGCUUUGAUAGAAGAAGUACGUAAAUAACUCUCAGUACUCAUGCUAGCAUUAGCUUGUUGGAUAUUAUAUUCAGAAUGCGUGACAGGAGCCUCUUGUGCGCUGUCCUGUGGUGAGUUGCACGUUAUAGUCCAGAGAAAUAAGAUUUUUCUCGUGACACAUCCCCUCCAGGCUGUAACCAAAUUUUUUGAGUAGUAUGGACAUCUAUAUUAAUAACCUAUUGGGACCGUGCAAGUUCGGCAAAGCGACACCUGGUUUCUAUGCUCAGCAACAUUAUUCGCCCUUUUAACUAUAUUGGCCAAUUAUAUUAGUCCUGGUUACUGGAUAAUUGUCAAGGCCAUAGUCCAAAAAAUAAUAAGAAGAAAAAAUAAGAUUCAGGUUAUGUUAUUAAAACGUAAACAAUUGUACAGUCAGAAAAAUGAAAGAAUACCCAUGAACGAACAUAUAAAACAUAACAUAAGUACAUGUAACAAUAAUUAUUAAAUGUACUUGCGCUGGACAAUUUUUUGUGUGACACGGCGACAGGAAAAUACAGUUUUAUAUGUUCGUUCAUGAGUAUUCUUUCAUUUUUCCUACUGUAUGUAGUAAAUAAAAUUAGUUAUUAAAAUGCAGUAAUACAAGCAAAAUACAAUUAAUUAAAUUUACCUUUAUAUAAUAAUUGCAUAUCAUAUCAAUAUUGUGGAGCAAUAUAUAAUUUUUCUUCUUCUUUGACAGUAGAUAUGAAAUAUACGUCAAUUUGACAAUUUUAAUUGACAAUAAAUUAUUUAAGAAAGUUGCAAUAUUUCUCCGCUAUUCUCGCACGAUCGUUUCUAAUAUCCCCUCCAACUACUUGCACACCGCGAAUAUGUUUCCUGCAGCCGAUUUUGAUGAUAUACAUAGUUAUAAACAAAUGAAGAUCAAAAAACGGUAAAUUUUCGCUUUUUUCGUCUAUUACUAAAAAGUGAAGCAUUCUAAACAAAUUUGAGAAUAAUAAACUUAUAAAUCAUAUAAACAACUUCAAUAUGGCGUUCGCUGAAUAAGUCUAUCCUUAUUUGUUGCUUGGAAAAUUGCAAAAUAAGUCAUAAAUUUUGAGAUUAAUUUUAUAAAUGUAUAAAAAAUGUAUGUAAAAAUUAAGUUGGAACCUUCUUAUUACACGGAAUUCUGAGACUUCUUGUGCUUAAAUUAUUAUAUUUUAAAUUUUUAUAAAAAUUUUUAUACAAACAAUUUAAAAGUUGUUUAACUUGUUUAUCCCAAAUUCAUUUUUUUUGCAACACAAUAAGUCAGAAAAGUAUGAGGUUACAGUAAUACUUCGGACAGUUUAUGAAAGAAAACAUUCAUACUAUUAACUUAAUUUAAAAAAAUGACAAAAAGUAAUUUUAAACAGUGUAAAAUUAUUUUGCAAAAACGUCAAUUUUUUGCUUACUAUAAACAAUUAGAAAGACUGAAAUUUUAUAUACAUUUAGAAAGAAAAACAAUUGUCCUAGGACAAUUAGGGACGAAGUUAGCCCCCCGUUUUUUUAAUUCACAUGUUCUUGCAAAAUAAUUUUGCAAUAUUUAGAAUUAUUUUUGUCAUUUUUUUUUUAAUUAAAUUAAUAGUGUAAAUCUUCUUCUUUCAUAAAUUAUCCAAAGUAUUACUGUAACUUCACCAUUUUCUGACUUAUAGUGUUGCAAAAAAAAUUAAUUUGGGAUAAACAAAUUAAAUAACUUUUAAACUAUUUGACCAAUUGCUUUGAAAUUUAGGAUAUGAUUUAAGCAACAGAAGUCUCAGUAUUUCGUGUAAUAAGAAGGUCCUAAGUUAAUUUUUACGUAAGUUAUGAAUAUUUAUAAAAACUCAAAAAUUUAUGAUUUAUUUUGUAAUUUUCUAAACAAUCAAUACGGAUAGACAUAUUCAGCGAACGCCACAUUGAAGUUUUUUAUACGAUUUAUGAGUUUCUGACUCUUAAAUUUGUUUAAAAUGCUUAACUUUUUGGUAAUAGACGAAAAAAACGAAAAUUUACCGUUUUUUGAUUUUCAUUUGUUUAUAACUAUGUAUGUCAUCAAAAUCGGCUGCAGAAAACAUAUAGGUUAUUAUUAUAGAUGUCCAUACUACUCAAAAAAUUUGGUUUCGGCCUGGAGGGGGUUGUGUCACCAACAGGAUAUUUUUACCCUUAUUUCUCUGAACUAUUAUCCUUCCAAACAAUUUCUUUCAUAUGUGAAUUUUUACAAUUCGCAUUUUUGCAUUCGAAUAAACAUGGAUAGACACUGUAUGAAUAAAAUAAUCAGAUUAUUCUUUUGUCAACACCUCCAUGUCGUCCAACUUAACGACGGCACUAACGGCAGUUGCAGUCAGAUGUCGGAAUCAGUCUCAUACAAAUUAAUAGUGCAAAAUAGUGACGUCUGUCACUGCGUCAACUGCAACUGCCGUCUGUUUUUCUAAAUGCUCACUCAUGUCCAAAAGUCUUUUUCUCCUAAAUACAAAAGUAAUGUCAUUCUGUCUACAGCACUUGAGAAUGGUGUUUUUGUGCCUUUGUGAGGUCUGCUGGUACUUUACCAUGAAGAUUUUCUAUAUUCGUUUUUGUCCACGUAGUAAUACCAAAUGAAUAACUAAGUGCGGGACAUGCGUAAAUGUUUUGUAUUUAGUUGAUUCUUAUUAUUAUAAUGUGUGUAUAUACAGUGUGUUCCAACGAAUAUUUGACCUCCGCCCCAGAAACUUAGAAACCAAGAGUUUCUUCACAGUUAAAAAAAAACACGUCAAUUAGUAUUGAAAGGGGGACGAAUUUUCAUGCAAAAUUCAUUGCCUCAAAUGUAACUACCUACUUCCCUUCAUCAACCCCCAGUUUUUUUUAAAUAGCCAUUUAUAAUAAAUCUUAUAAGCAUGUCACUUGCUUCCAUACAGCCAUGAUGUGAACUUGUCAGAUUGAGCUCAUUGGUACCUCGGGCGUAAAACAUUGGAUAUUUUAUACAUCCAUGUUAUAAAUCACAUCUUCUUCAUAUGUCCGUUUGACGGAUCAAUUAUAAAGGGUUUAUACCCAAAUAUUUUUACUUUGGUGGUUAGCAUGUAGAUUCUAAGAUUCCACUGAUGAUGAUCGUCAACCGAUCGAAAACUAGUUAUGUCUUUGAUGUAGCCCUGUACAGGGAUUUUAACAAAUAUACCUUUUAUAAAGGAUUUUAUGUUUUUUUUUUAAUUUUGAAAAAGGUCUUAGUUUCUUGCGGGGGGGGGGGGGGGUCAAUUUUUUUUAAACCUAUAUGUCAAAUUAAUUGUAUUAUUUUUGUAGUAUUUAUAUUUGUCGAGUGUUAAGAAAAAGUAUUUUACUUAAGUGUGAACCUUGCCGGACAACCUAGCGGAGUAUUGACAAUACUCGGCUCUUAAGUCAGACGUCUUAGUUAUAUUCAUGUAAAAACCUAAAAAGGACUGUAUUUUACAAUUUUUAAUGAAUUGAACAAACACUGCCUGAACUACAAUGACAAAGCAACUGUUUUAUUUUUCGUAACCAAAUAAAUCAAACAAUAAAAAAAGUUUCUAAUA
Diabrotica virgifera virgifera (western corn rootworm) is the source of this 8130-nucleotide messenger RNA. Its product is annotated as speckle targeted PIP5K1A-regulated poly(A) polymerase-like. The coding region runs from base 256 to 2352 and encodes 698 amino acids. Gene Ontology annotation, molecular function: RNA binding; RNA uridylyltransferase activity. NCBI's taxonomy places the organism in Eukaryota, Metazoa, Arthropoda, Insecta, Coleoptera, Chrysomelidae. The record is from RefSeq and is a predicted model, not a curated record. The transcript is spliced from 6 exons.